UAGAUAUAUAUAGGGGGGUGGAUGUUGGUAGGGGCACGUUUGUAUAUGUGCGGCUGAAUAAAGGGGGUUGUGACGUAAUACAACAGCAAGAUAGGUCAUAAGUGAUACAGUGACGUAACAAUAUACAUUGUUUCCGCAGAAUGAAGAAUCCAGAAUCUUAUUUUCUGUGUUUUUUAAAUUUCUUGCUGACGUCAUCAGCAUUUACGCCAGCUUGCAAGGAAGGAUUAUGUCGUCACAAUGCAACUUGUGUGGAACGUCCGUACGCGAUGGGGGGAUUCUACUGCGCAUGCGCACAAGAUUACCACGGACGGUUCUGCGACAACAAAUUACCUCACGUCCGGUGUUUGAGGGAUCGGAUAGUGUUGGUGGUGGGGAAGUCCCUGGUGCGAGAAGAAGCUGGGACGGUUGACCGGAAGUUGGUUUACGUAGGUCGCGGUCGACGCGAUGAGGCGCGAUGUUGGUCACGUGACGUAGGAGAUGAACUCGUGGUGACCUUGAAUAUAUUCUCCAACUGUGGAACAAAUAUUAAAAAGAGAGGAAGAAACUUUGUUUAUAAAAACCGACUCUUCCUUGAUACGUCAUCGAAUACGUCAUCUAGUACGUCAUCACCUGAUAAUUUGGUUCUGCUUGAUUGGUCAUGCGUGUACCCGCGUAAUUACGUCACCUCUCUCCGACAAUCAAUAUCGCCAGCCAUUAACCAACCGGAACGUCAGGUCGCCUACGGUAAAUUCAUCAUCGAUUUGAAAAUGUUUCCGACCCUUGACCUUUCACCUCUAUCUGACCUUCGACCCCCAGCCACCCUGGUUACCGGGCAACGUGUCUACGCACAGGUGCAGUUGAUGACGUCACAAAAAGACCUCACCGUGACGUAUAAGAGUUGCAUAGCAACGAGUGCGGCCGAUACAACGGGAGCCGAGUUCACCCACGUACUGGUUGAUAGAGGAUGUCCCAGCGAGCUGGACCCGACAGUGAAUAUGGACCAAUCAUCGCCCAGCAACAAAUCGUUGUUUUCGUUCCAGAUAUUCUCGUGGUCACGUGAUCUACCAGUGUACUUGCAUUGUGUGGUCGGGGUGUGCAACGUCACAUUGUAUCAACAGGCUUGCCAACCCACGUGUGAUAACAUUACGUCAUCACCAGCUCGCGUGCGCCGCUCGGUGGACGAAGCGAACAGGGAGCCAGACAUACGGCUUGCUAUUGGUCCAUUCCUAAUACGUAACAAUCCUUCUAUGAUGUCACAAAGAGGGCUCGACACCGCCACCAAGCGGUUGGAUCCUGCACUGGUUGAAGAAUCCAAAAUUCGGAUCGAAUACGUCAUAAUGGGCACGAUAGCGGCGAUCAGCGCGAUUUGUAUAUUUGUCAUUUGUGUCGCGAUUUAUCUUCGACGCAGACGACACAGAACAAAGCAUUAUGACGUAGAUAACAGGCUCCCGCGACGUUUCCAUGGAGAUCGGGAGAUUCGAAGUUUAUCGGCGGGAAUCGGAAGGUCUUCCUCCAGCAGCAACAACAUGCAUCUCCCGGGAACAAACUUUUCAUAAUUUUAAUAUUUUCUACCUCGUUUUUACGCGUUUUAUUAUUACGUCACAAUACAAUGUUUUAUACGUGUGUUUACUGAAUCGAUCCCUGUCUCCCCCGCAUUUUAAAAGGUUCGGCGCCUUUGGUUGAGAAUGUAAAGCAAUGGCAAGUUUACGUCUCAUUUUGCGCAAUUGUUCUUAAAGUUUACGACCAGGAUAAAAAUGCGGUCACGAA
Ciona intestinalis (vase tunicate) is the source of this 1746-nucleotide messenger RNA. The record is from RefSeq and is a predicted model, not a curated record. NCBI's taxonomy places the organism in Eukaryota, Metazoa, Chordata, Ascidiacea, Phlebobranchia, Cionidae.